CAGUCAGUGUGGUGGUUAGUAACGCAGUGACGCUGUUCCGUUUCCAAGCGCAACCAAAAGCAUAACACGGCUCUCCUCCCGCUAGCUUUCAUUACAGUUAUCCAGUCGUGAACAUCUGUUUUUAUUACAGUUCCUUCUGAUACUCAAGCCUUAUGUUAACACCGUAUAUUUCAUUCUAAAGCAUUUGUUUUUCAACUCGUCACGACAAAACUCUCAUCCGCAUCAUCCUUCUGCUGCUGUAAUGGCUAAUUUUGGGUUUAAUGAGCACCAUCAGAAUGAGGUGAUCAACUACAUGCGUUUUGCCCGCUCUAAACAGGCACUGAGACUGAAGACAAUCGACUCCUGUUUCCAAGACCUGAAGGACAGCAGGCUUGUAGAGGAGACGUAUACAGUGGAUGAGGUGGCUGAAAUGCUGGAUGGACUGCAGGUGCUGGUACGUGGAGAAGUGGAGAUGGAACUCAUAAACACAGCUCACACCAACGUGCUGCUGUUGCGACAGCUGUUUUCCCAGGCUGAGAAGUUUUACCUGCGACUGCAGACGGACAUCUCUGAACUGGAGAACAGAGAGUUACUGGAGCAAGUAGCUGAGUUUGAGAAAACUGAUUUCAAACCCAACAGCAAGAUGAAUCAAGAGACCAGUAAGCCAAAAUUAGCACCACUAAAUGAAGGCGGUGUAUCUGAACUACUUCAGAAGGAGAUUUCCAGACUACAGGAGGAUAAUGAGAAAUUGAAAACUAGACUUAAAACAUUGGAGUCUCAGGCCAUGAGUGCUUUAGAUGACAAAUCUAAAGCAGAAAGGGCCUUGAAAGACCUUCAGAAGACCCAAGUUGAUCAGCAGUCUGCAAUGCACACUCAGGAGAUCGCAAAUCUAGAAGACACAGUAGCAGCAAUGCAGGCUGAUUUUGAGAAGACCCUGAAUGCCAACGCUGCUUCUCAGAAGGACCUGCAUGAAAACCUGGUAUCUGCUAAACAUGACCUGCUCCGCAUCCAGGAGCAACUAGCCUUAGCUGAGAAGGAACUGGAGAAGAAAUUUCAGCAGACCGCUGCUUACCGUAACAUGAAAGAAAUUCUCACUAAAAAGAAUGAACAGAUUAAGGACCUCAGGAAAAGAUUACAGAGAUAUGAAUCAGAUGAGUGAACAAUCGACCUACAGGAGACACAUGCAAAUAUCAACAAUGGGACUUUUAAUGGAUAUUACAGAAAAAAAAAAUGUUGCCUGAGAUGUUAUACAUUACAAAAGGCAUAAUAAUAUAUGAUGAGAAGUAAUUUCUCAUUAUCAAGAUGAUCAACACUAUUAAGUUCAUUUCCAUUGGUUAAGAAACAUUACUCGGACAUGACACUACAGUUGUUUAGUAAUUUCUCACUGCUCUGUAUUGUUCAGCGUGUCUGCAACCUGUUACCUGAGAGUCGAGGUUAAGGUCAGUUUGCUACAGAGAAAAUGUAAUGUUAAGAGGUGUGUUUUCAUUUCUCCUAAAGGGAUUCAUACAUCCUUAAAAUUGCUGUAUAAAUUCUUGUUUCUUGGUAUGACUGACCUAUCUUUGUGUUUAAAAUCACACCGUUUAUUAAGUUUUUUUUCCUACAAUAAGCUAGAAAGUUUAAUAUUGAUUAGAUGAUAACAUCCCAAGAGAAAUAUCAGCAACGCUUUCUGACACCACAGUGGGGCACCAGUUGACACCCUUAAUCCUUUUACUUUUAAUUUGACUUUGAAUGUUUUGAAACACCUUGUGUACACUCAGAGGACCUUAAAACACUAAUACAGAAUCAUGUUGUAUUCUGCGCAACAGUGGAGGCAGCAGUGUUUUCAAGCAUUUCUUGUAUUGCACAUUUAUUGUAUAUUGCUGACUGUCCACAGUAUAUUUUUGUAAGACAUGUGUCCUUCUUUCUUCAGUUAGAAAGGAUUACUAAAACAGCUACUGUAUGUAGGAGUGACUCUACCUGUGGUCGGAGUCUUUCAUUGUGUGUAAUAUGUAUUAGUGUAAAAAUAUUAUGUGCUUUGGUCUGA
This is a messenger RNA of Misgurnus anguillicaudatus (oriental weatherfish), 2002 nucleotides long. It is a transcript of the gene lztfl1, whose product is annotated as leucine zipper transcription factor-like 1. The record is from RefSeq and is a predicted model, not a curated record. Gene Ontology annotation, biological process: negative regulation of protein localization to cilium. NCBI's taxonomy places the organism in Eukaryota, Metazoa, Chordata, Actinopteri, Cypriniformes, Cobitidae. Gene Ontology annotation, cellular component: cytoplasm.